AUGGAAACCACAUAUCGGGUGUUAAUACAGCAAAAAUGGGAGAAGUUUGCUGGAACAGUAGAUAAUAUCAAGGAUACUGAACAGAAAUCAUCUAACGAGGAAUUGGAUAUUGCGCUGAAGGAAUGUGGCUUCGGUCUCUUCCACGUGAUGCUUCUACUCGCCUCACUCAUCGGUUUUAUAGCCGGCACAAGUGUGAGCAACACGACACCGUACAUACUACCCAUUGCCGAGUGCGACCUCGACAUGAAUCUGUUGGAAAAGGGUUUCUUGAAUGCAAUACCUUUUGUUGGACAGACCCGCACUACACGCUGUGGUGCUAGCCGAGGGUCAAAUGCGGGUCCCUACGAUGAUGUGUAUCCAUAUUUCGCUAACAAGGGUCACGGAUAUGUUACGUUC
Molecule: messenger RNA, 396 nt
Organism: Iphiclides podalirius (scarce swallowtail)
Lineage: Eukaryota; Metazoa; Arthropoda; Insecta; Lepidoptera; Papilionidae
Source: the annotation of a GenBank genome assembly